AUGGAUGAAACUAACAGUUAUCCCGUGAGGGGUCUCAUUUCAUUUGACGCUUUGGAAAAUCCAUCGUGGCACUCAAGUGCUCGUUCAAAGGAGACGCCACGGAAAACGGUUACAGAAAUGAUCAGUAGCAUCACGCAGUAUCACAAGCGCUGGGAAAAAGCUGUAGCGGAGAACCACUAUCACGAGGAUUUGAUAAAAAAGGUAAAAGAAGAUUUUCUCGUCGAGUUUGUUUUUCAUGUCAAUCGCGAAGAAGGACAUGGAAUCACUACUUUCAAGGAUACCCAAAUCUUUCUUAGUAAUUGUUCUUCUGAAAGACGCGUGUCGGCUGGCAGUUCCUUCUCCCUUGAACAGCAAGAAACAGUAAACUUAAUUAAUGCUUAUGAAAGCUUGUUAGAAAAAAUUAAGAGUGAAGAACUAACCAGUGAUUAUGGACUCCUGGAGGUCGGUUUACUUAAAGAGACUCACCGUUUGAUACUACAGAAUAUUCCCCAACAUGGAGGUUUAACAAAACCCGGAGAAAUGAGUAACAAACCAAGAGUUACAGAAUUUAAAGGGGAGAUAUACCACUACGCAAAUCCAGACGAUAUGGAAAGUACAGUCAUUAACUUACUUGACAAAUACAACUUUCUUUAUGAUUCCUGUAUCGAGGAGAAAGGAGGACCCAACGAAGAUAUUGAUGUUUACAGCUUACUGAAGACAUGUUCGUGGUUUUUGUUUGAACUUCUUGAUCUGCACCCAUUUUCUGAUGGAAAUGGAAGACUUUGCCGCAUUCUUAGUAGUUACUGCUUGUCAAAGCUUAAUCCAUUUCCCACACCAAUUUACAACGUCUGGACAAAUUCAUGUAAAGGUAAUUACAUUGAAGCCUUGGUUGAAGCUAGGAAGUCACCAGACAGACAGCCUUGUGCUCUGACUACAAUGAUAAUUGAGUGCACCUACUAUGGAUGGGAGAAAUUUUUCAAAGCCUUGCAAGGAUCAACCGAUAGAAAUUAUGUCGCAGGAAACUCCAGAAAAGUUGACAAGUCAUGCUUAACUCAGUCAAACUCUUACAGUAAUAUCAAACAUUUAUUUGAAGUUCCUACCCUUCCUUGUGUAGCCUCAGUUCCUUGUUAAGAUGUUUUCUAAAAAACUUUGAAUGAAGGGGCAUUUACUUGCUAUCACUUACUUAUACUAUUUCUAUAUUUGUGCAAGUAUUGUGAGUGUGAGUUUAAGUAUGGUAGAGAAAGGAGCUGGACCUUGGGGUUUGUGGGGCAUCAUGUCUCAUGAUCACUUUAGAAGUGUCUUCCACCAGCUUCCCCUAUCCAGCUUUAAUAUUUCCCCUCCACAGUGAGUUUUUGUUGUGCCACUGUUUGAUUGUACAGAAAAUUUAUUUUUGUAUAGACUGGACAAGUUACUUUAUUCUAUUGAUAAUAUUGUAUUUUGACUUUGGAAAAAUGCUUUCUAUCACAACUUUAACCUCAGCAUCCAAUGCUCAACAGUUACAGUGUAGUCUGUUUUACUCUAUUACUAUUUCCCAAGAAUGUAAAAUGUAUUUCUUUACACAUAGUUUAUGGUUGAUCAGUAAGUAAGGACUGCAUGGUGAUUCUUCUAUCAAGUGGAUGAAAGAAGUUCAACCAUUUGAAAGAAGUUCAACCAUUUGGUGGGUUAUUGACUAAAAACAGAACUUAUUAAUGUUAAAGUUAAAGAGAAAGUUAUGGUCACUUUUUGUAAGAAUUAUUCUUUUUUUGAUGUCUUGGCUUAUUUUCAUAAUAAAUGAAUUAUUAAUUAAAGCUUAUUGUCUAUUCCUUACUGAGGUGAAACAAAUCAUGAUGAAUUUUUGUCUUUGAUGGCUCAGGUUUUCAAGAAUGUCACAGCCGCUGAUUUUGCCUUCUACAAAAAAACUGUUAAUAGAAUCCAGCACUUGGGUGGGGCAUUUGAACACAAUUUUGGCCCAGGGGGACCUGAAUUCAAACAAACCAAUCUUCAUAGUUGAAAGUUCUCAAGGGUGAGAGAUGUGAAGCUUUGAAUAGAUUGACACAUUAUGUGGAAAUGAUAGGUUGCCCCUUGUAACAAAUUUGUAUUCAGGGUCACUCCUCUUUUUUGGGUAAAGAAUGAAAUAUGAAAAACCAAUAAAACCCAGUGACAAAUUUGUUAUUGAUAAUCAUUAUUCUUUAGAUUGUGUGUGUGAUAUUCUCAGGUAUCACCCAGUUUUUUGCUGGGGAUACUCAGUCAUGUGCUGAGUUUAGACCAGUUGCAAGCAAGAAAAAUAUUUGAUGGAUCUUAAAGAUACAAAUACAUAUAUGGUACCUCAAAGUACCUUUCUCAUACCUUUCUGAUGGGACAAAUCAUAAGUCUUUUGGAGUGCAAAAGAUAUGGAUAUAUAUCAAAAAAUUUUUCCCACAGUGGGGAAAACAGUUAUUGCCAACAAUAAGAAGAUGCAGGGGAAACAUGUUUGCUUUAUGUCAGCUUCCUUCUCGAACCAAAACCUCCAAAACAAAUUGGUCUGUCUAUAUGUAACACGGACCCAUGAGAAAGCUUAUCUCACUUCCAGGUCUAUACACAAACCUUGAGCCUACGAUUAUUUUGGGUUCUUGUCCAGCUUCUGAGGCCUGCAUGGUGACAUUUUAUUUGGCGACUAUACCGCUGACAAGGAGCCAAAAUGACUCUGGGCUCGAGAUUCCUGAUAUACCCCACUGCGCCCCCCACAGCCAGCUGAUAUCCACGAGGAGAGAGCAUGGCUGCCAAGGAUGCACACGGAAGUACUGAUGAUGAGAACAGAAAGAGACGACUGUCACAAUACCUACCUUUUGAAGCAACUGAAACUCCUAAGUGGGGUAAAAAAGAAGAUGUUUCAGUCCAGGAGAUGAUAGAAAAAAUACUGAGUCAUCUCAGAGAGUGGGAAGAAAUCAAAGAUAGAUACGAUGAAGAGCUGAUCGACAAAGUCCAGAAGCAGUUUCUUGUCCAAUUUAUUUCCCACGUGAACAUGGAAGAGGAAAAGGGUUUUUCAACUUUUGAAGAAACCGAUGAAUUUUUAAAAAAUUUCUACGCCCGGAACGGUAGUUUGCAACGUCAACUCUCUAUUAAAGAACAAGAAACUCUGAACUUAAGGAACGCUUAUGAACAUUUGUUGGCAAAAAUCAAGAGGGAAGAACUAUCGAGUGAUUACGGCCUUGUGGAAGCAAGUUUACUCAAAGAAACACAUGUUAUGCUAAUGGAAGGCAUUGAAAUUCCAAAAGAUAAGACAAAACCAGGAAUAUUCAGCAACCGCCCUCGAACAACGGAAUAUAAAGGAGAAAAAUACGAGUAUAAGAAUCCAGAAGACAUGGAAAGUGCUGUAUGCAAAUUAUUAGACCAAUGCAAUGUCAUGUUCGACUAUUGUAUCAAAGAUGGCCUCAAGGAUUCUUACGACUUGUACUCUCUGUUCAAAACUUGUGCUUGGUUACUUUUUGAACUUUUAGAUCUACAUCCAUUUUCAGAUGGCAAUGGUAGACUUUGUCGUAUUCUUUGCAGCUAUAUGCUGUCAAAGUUUACUCCUUUUCCAACCCCGGUCUACAAUGUGUGGACAAAUUCGUGCAAAGAUGACUACAGGGAUGCUUUAGUUGCUGCCCGGAAGUCUGAAAAGAGGCAUCCUUGUGCUCUGACAACCAUGAUAAUAGAGUGCAGUUACCAGGGCUGGAAAAAA
Messenger RNA from Pocillopora meandrina, 3658 nucleotides. Lineage: Eukaryota; Metazoa; Cnidaria; Anthozoa; Scleractinia; Pocilloporidae. The record is from the annotation of a GenBank genome assembly.